Messenger RNA from Athene cunicularia (burrowing owl), 4524 nucleotides. RefSeq names its product transmembrane protein 132E (gene TMEM132E). NCBI's taxonomy places the organism in Eukaryota, Metazoa, Chordata, Aves, Strigiformes, Strigidae. The record is from RefSeq and is a predicted model, not a curated record. The transcript has 10 exons. The coding region runs from base 1 to 3255 and encodes 1084 amino acids.
AUGGCACUAACGCUCUGGCGGAUCUGGCUUGCGGUCAGGCUGAUAACGCCGGCGCCGGAGUGUUUUCCAGAGAGCUCUGGGGAGGCAGACGGGGAGACGGCCAAAGAGGGGUCCCUCACCCUGGGGGACACGGAGCUGUUUUCUGCGGAUGGCUUUUCCGGCUGGUUUCCAGCCCAUGCCAAGGGGCCAGCCCCCAGCCCCGAGCCCGCUGAGCUCCCUGGUGCCAUCACGCUGCCCGUGAGCUACCGCCUGUCCAACACCCGCUUGGCCUUCUUCCUCAAGGAGGCGGGAGCCAGCCCGAUGGGCAACAGCAGCACCCCCCUGCAACGUGCUGAGCCCUUCGUCGUCUUCCAGACCAAGGAGCUGCCCGUCCUCAACGUCACUCUGGGGCCCUUCAGCACGGGGCUGGUGCUCCCCAAGGAGCAGCUGCAGCCCUCCAGCACCCUGGAGGUCCCCGACCGCCUCACCGUCAACUGGAAGGUGCGCGCCUUCAUCAUCCAGCCCCGCCUGGUGGCUAACCAGCCCGUGGUCCAAGUGCUCUUCUACGUAGCCGGCCGGGAUUGGGAUGACUUUGACGUCACUGACCGGCUGCCCUGCGUGCAGCUCCACGCUUUCCGCGACGCCCGUGAGAUCAAGAGCUCGUGUCGCCUGCGGGGCAGCCUGGCCAUGUGCCUGGUGCAGGCAGAGCUGCCCCACGCCUGGUUCGGCCCUGCGGCUGUGCCGCUGGGCCGGCGGAAGAGCCCUGAGAGCCUGGAGGUGCCGGGCGAGAGCCAGCAAGCCGAGUUGUACUACACCCUGCAUGCCCCCGACGGGGCGGGCCAGUGCCUUGGGGAGACGGUCCCCCGCCGGGGGGCUGGGGGGGCCAGGACCGAGGGUCCCACGCAGCACCCGCUGCUGCGCAUUGGCAGCGUCAGCCUCCUGCAGCCCCUCCUCGGGCAGCCCAUGCAGGAGCACCGACUGGAUGGCAACAUCUUCAUCCGCCUGCCCGACAAGCCCCUCAAGCCCGGUGAGGUGCUGAGCAUCCUCCUCUACCUGAUGUCCAACUCCACCGUGGAGCAUUUCACGCUCAGGGUGAAGGCCAAGAAAGGUGUCAACCUGCUCAGCACCAAGUCGAGGAACGGGCAGUGGCUGGUGAGCUCGGAGCUGCUGACGGGCGGCAAACACUCCACUGCCACUGUCGACGUGGCCAGGGUGGACGGUGAUGGGCCCAGGGACGGGGACUCCUCCUCUGAGAUUAUGCAGCUGGAUUUCGAGAUGGAGAACUUCACCAGCCAGUCGGUGACACGCCGCAUCAUGUGGCACAUCGACUACCGGGGCCGCAACCCCCCGCCCGACCUGGAGAAGGUGGUGACGGAGCUGACGGUCAUCCAGAGGGACAUCAGGGCCAUCGUGCCCCUGGCCAUGGACACAGAAAUCAUCAACACGGCCAUCCUGACGGGGCGGACGGUGGCCAUUCCUGUAAAGGUCAUUGCCAUUGAGCUGAGCGGUGUCGUCGUGGAUGUCUCGGCUAUGGUUGAAUGCAAGUCCAACAAUGAAGACAUCAUCAAGGUCUCCAGCAGCUGCGACUACGUCUUCGUCAGCGGGAAGGAGUCGCGGGGCUCCAUGAGCGCCCGGGUCACCUUCACCUACGAGCACCUCUCUGCCCCGCUGGAGAUGACGGUAUGGGUGCCCAAACUGCCACUGCACAUCGAGCUCUCGGAUGCCCGGUUGAGCCAAGUGAAGGGCUGGAGGGUGCCCAUCCUGCCAGACAGGAGGUCAGUGCGGGACAGCGAGCACGAGGAGGAGGAAGAGGAGCGGAAGCAGAGCCGGGGCUGUGCCCUGCAGUACCAGCACGCCACGCUGCAGGUCUUCACCCAGUUCCACACCACGGCAGCGGAGGGCACAGGGCAGGUGGUCACCAUGCUGGGGCCUGACUGGCUGGUGGAGGUCACCGACCUGGUCAGUGACUUCAUGCGUGUGGACGACCCGCGGGUGGCCCGCAUGGUGGACAGCUUCACGCUGGCUGGGAGGGAGCCAGGCACCACGCUCUUCAAGGUCGUGUCUCCGCUCGUGGAGGCGGUGCUGGGCGAGACGCUGGUGACGGUGGCGGAGGAGAAGGUCAGCAUCACGGACCUGAAGGCCCAGGUGGUCUCCAGCCUCUCGCUGUCCCUCCACCCCAGCCCUGGCAAUAGCCACACCAUCGUUGCCCGCACAUCCGUGCAGCAAACCCUCAGCUUCUUCAAGCAGGAAGCGCUCCUGAGCCUGUGGAUUUCCUACAGUGAUGGCACCACAGCCCCCCUCUCACUCUACGACCCCAAGGACUACAACCUGGUGGUGAGCAGCCUGGACGAGAAGGUGGUCUCGGUGACCCAGGACCGGGCGUUCCCCUUGGUGGUGGCGGAGAGCGAGGGCGCGGGGGAGCUGCUGCGGGCUGAGCUGGUCAUCUGCGAGAGCUGCCAGAAGACCAAGCGCAAGAGUGUGCUCUUCACAGCCUUGGCCAGCGUGCGGGUCCACUUUGGGUCUGAGGAGGACCCAACCUAUGACUAUGACCACGUGCCCAGCAAGUCGGGGCUGGCAGAGACGGGGGCAAGCACCACCCUGCGGGCAGAGGUGGAGAGGAAAGCAGAGCCGAGUGAGGACGGUAGGAUGUCCAGUGCGUCUCACCCCACCGAGGACUUCCCCACCAUCCCCACUGGCUUUGUCCAGGUGACCAGGGGGCUGACAGACCUGGAGAUAGGCAUGUAUGCCCUCCUGGGCGUCUUCUGCCUGGCCAUCUUGGUCUUCCUCAUCAACUGCAUUGUCUUUGUGCUGAAAUAUCGGCACAAACGCAUCCCACCUGAAGGCCAGACCAACAUGGACCAUUCCCACCAUUGGGUCUUCUUGGGCAAUGGGCAGCCCUUGCGGGCUCACAAUGACCUCUCCCCCCAGCCUGAGAGCCCUGGGAAUCCCCUGGAAAAUGUCCAGACCUGCUGUCAUGGAGACCACCACAGCAGCGGGAGCUCGCAGACCAGUGUGCAGAGCCAGGUCCAUGGUCGUGGGGACGGUUCUUCAGGGGGCUCCACACGGGACCAGAGCGAGGACCCGCUCAACUCACCCACCUCCAAACGGAAGCGGGUGAAGUUCACCACCUUUGCCACGCUGCCCUCCGAGGACCUGGCCUACAACUCCAUCCCCAUCGCCGAUGAGGAGGACUUGGAGUGGGUCUGCCAGGACAUGGGGCUGCAAGACCCCGAAGAGCUUCACAACUACAUCCGCAGAAUCAAAGAGAUCGCUUAACACAGGGGCAGAGGGGACAGGGCGGGAGGGAGGGGGCUGCCACGCCAUGCCACGCCGUGCCACGUCACGCCAUGCCACACCACGCCAGCUGCUUCCCUGGGGCUGGAGACCCAAAUUUGGCUCUCCUGUGCAUUCUCUGUUCCGCACAUCUCACGUCCUCGCCCUGUCUGAAGGCACAUCUGUGGCCUUGCUCUUUUCUUGCCCUUUACUGUCUGGCCCAUGACAAGGGGGGCAAGCCCGGUGGCAGAGGUGGUCAGAACCUUGGGGGGUGUGUGCACAUCUGGUGGUGAACGGGGCGGGAUAAUGCUGUGGGUCCUGCUGUGCAGGGGGUGGAAGAGGAGAGAUGUCCCACACUGGGGGAAGGCGGUGGGUGGGGACUUCCUGAAAGCAACCCCCUUUGCUGCACUCGGUUGCACAAUUUUGGAGGUGAGUGCUGGUUCAGGGAUUUGCCGCCCCAUGGAUGUUGGGGGGAAGCCCCAAACCUAGAGCCCUCUGCCCUAUGCUGCGGGUGAUGCUGGGUGAGGCAGGAGGGGAGGGUGGCAGCCACAGGGUUUGGAGCCCCGUGGCCACAAGCCUGGGCACCGCUGUGCCCAUCACCUGCUGCGUCCCAUCCAUCCCACCCCAUGCCAGGUGUGGGCCCUGGGGGAUGGUGACGGUAAUGUUUGUCACACAAGCAUCCCUUAGGGACCAUGGAUGGCUGCCUCUGCCCCCUUGGUGCCUGGGAAGGGCUGUGGCCCCUGGGCAGGGGCAGUUUGGGGGUGCCCAGCAAGCUUGCUGACUGUGAGCUUGCCUGCCCUUGCCUCUCCCUCUGCUCCCAGCUUUGGGGCCAGUGCUGGGCCCCUUGACCCAACAGCCCUGCUGGGAUCUCCAGGACCAGCCCCUGGUUCCUGCUCCCCCUCCCCAGUGCUACCAUGUGGCUCUGGAGGUGGUGACUGGGGCUUCCCAGUGCCCCGGGGAGGGCCAAGCCUGGGUGGGGACACCCACAACCAGACAUGGCCCGAGUCUCCCACUGCCAGCCCAGUUCCCCCAGUGCCAGCCCAGCGGGAUGCCCAGAGCCAGGCUCAGCCUCCCUGGUGCCUUCUGACUGCCAUAAGCCAAUGCCUCCCUGGUCACCCCAUGCUGGCACUGGCUCCCAGCCCCUCCAGUUCACCCAGGAGACCCCCACCAGCCCAGGUUAACCUUGCGGGGACCCCGUCUGGCAGGCUGGGGGUCCCGGGCUGUGGUGCAGUCACAGCCAUGGGCACCAAGCGCCUGGGGAUGGGGAGCUUC